Zootermopsis nevadensis is the source of this 2216-nucleotide messenger RNA. It is a transcript of the gene Ppox, whose product is annotated as protoporphyrinogen oxidase. Gene Ontology annotation, molecular function: protoporphyrinogen oxidase activity, oxygen as acceptor. Gene Ontology annotation, biological process: heme biosynthetic process. Gene Ontology annotation, cellular component: mitochondrial inner membrane. The record is from RefSeq and is a predicted model, not a curated record. NCBI's taxonomy places the organism in Eukaryota, Metazoa, Arthropoda, Insecta, Blattodea, Termopsidae.
GGUGAAAAACUUAACUGUUGGUAGGAACAAUCAUUGUGGUAUUUACUUGUAAGGUUAUCUAUGCCAGCGCUUAUGUGCACAAACCCCAAACAAAAUCAAACUCUAAAGCGCUACGUCUGGAUGUAAAUAAUGGCACGAAUAACCAACAGUCGAUGGAAAAAUAUUCUUAGUUCAGAAGUUUUGCAGAAUCGUAGAAUCACAUAUUAGAAAUAAACGGAGUAACCGCUGGAAUAAAUACUAAUAUCGUUAUUUAAUACCAGUUUUGACAUUUGGAAAAUAUUAGUUAUUUUGAAAUAUGCUGCUAAAUUUAGCGAUAUCUGAUUUUUCAUUUUGUUGAGAUUGCACUCUUGGUCGUGAUCAUAUGAUUCAUGCUUCUACUCAUCAUGAUGGUGUUAUGUUGUGUGAAUGACCGUAGUUUUGAAAAAGAAUUGUAUACAGGUAUUGAAAAGGGCUGAAAAUGUCUUGCGGCUGGCUGAUUGCAAAGUGGUCUAAACAGCAAUGAGACGUAAAAUGUUAAAUUACGUCAUUUAUGAAGGAUUAUAUAAAAUUUUACUUUCUGCCUCGUAACGUUUGUCAACCUUAACCUUAAUGUUGGAUAUUUGCUUGUGAAUUCCGUACAUAAAUAUGUAUGUGGUGUUGGGCGGGGGAAUAGGUGGCUUGUCAGUAGUCCACUACUUGCAGAAGUCAAGUUUCAAGAAUGUUAAAUUGAUUGAAGCGAGCAGUCGUGUUGGAGGAUGGAUAAAGACAACAAAGACACCUGAAGGAUUCGUUUUUGAGCAAGGGCCUCGAACUGUGCGUCCAAAGGGUGUAGCUGGAGAAAAUACUUUAGCAUUAAUUGAAGAUCUCGGUUUGGUCAAUAAAGUGAUGCCCAUUCAAUAUAAUCAUCCAGCAGCCCAAAACAGACUUAUAUAUGUGAAUAAGGCAUUGCAUACCCUGCCAUUCAAUAACAUUCGUUCAUUGUUGGUUACACAGACUCCAUUUACAAAGCCAUUAAUAUGUGCCUUGUUUCAGGACUUGAAAACACCGAAAAAGUUGGUUAAAGAUGAAAGUAUCUAUGAUUUUGUGGAGAGGCGUUUAGGAAAGGAGAUUGCUGAGUAUGCUGUAAAUCCUUUAAUAUGUGGUGUCUGUGCUGGAGAUGCAAAAGAAAUAAGUGUCAAAUUUCUAUUGAAGUCGUUAUUUGAGGCAGAACAAACAUAUGGAUCAAUAGUAAAAGGGAUGCUUAUGAGCAUUUUUAAAAGAAAACCCAGUAGUAUAUUCCAAACUAAGUGUGAACUUUUCAAGAGGGCUGAAAAGGAAAGGUGGAGUGUUUGGUCAUUAGAUGGUGGACUUGAGCUUCUACCAGAAACAUUGAGAAUUAGUAUUAAAAACCAGCAAGCUGAUGUUCUGCUUAGCUGUCCUUGUACUGAAUUAGUUUUUCAAAAUGGAAAAGCUGUAGUAAAAGUCAGUGAGAAAAUUUUUGAAUGUGACCAUGUUAUUUCUUCUCUACCAGCAAAACAGUUGGCACUGCUUCUAACUAAACAACACCCAGAGUUAGGUAAAGAACUGUCUUCCAUCCCUACAGUCUCUGUUGUAGUUGUAAACCUUCAGUUCAAGGGUAGACUGUUAAAAGAAAAUGCAUUUGGGCUUCUUGUUCCCUCAUCUGAGAAACUACCCAUAUUAGGAAUUGUAUUUGAUACAUGUUGUUUUCCAAAGGGUGACAAUACUGUUUUGACUGUAAUGAUGGGUGGAAGGUGGUUUGAUCAAUUCUUUGGGAAUGAUCCUUCACCAGACAAGCUUCUAAGUACAGCAGUACAAUAUGUACAUUCAAUUCUUCAUAUAUCAGGUGAUCCUCAGGCACAUGAGGUGUCAUUGUUACGUAACUGCAUUCCACAGUAUGUUCUUGGACAUUAUGAACGAAUAGAAAGGAUUAAAGCCUAUGUGAAUGAGCAUAAUUUACCUCUGUCCCUUGUUGGAGCAUCAUAUGAUGGUGUUGGUAUCAACGAUGUCAUAUUGUCUGCAAGAACAGCAGUGAAGAAUUUAAUAAAAAUAUUCAAUGAUGGUGAAGUAAUAUAAGUGAAUUUGUGAAAUUAUGUCAUAUUUGUAUUGUAAAUAUUCCAACUGCAGGAUGUUCUUAAUUAUAUAGAAUACUUGUAUAAUUUGUGCCUUCAUGUGUCCAUGUUAUGUACAUAACAGAUGUAAUUAGGGUAAGUGAAUUAUAAAACUCCAGUUUAAAAAUA